CUAAGUGCAGAGAGAUGCUCACGGACGGCUGCACCGACGCGGACCCCUCCAGAAGUGCCCCAAUCAGUACUGACCCGUGAAACGCAAGGACCAGAUCAAAGGGAGGAACAAGAUGGCUUGGCGGGCCAACAACAGCCCCAUGAAAUCGACAAGCAGAAUGGUAUUGAAUGGACGUUACCCCCCACCCCUGCGCCCAGUCGACCACUACUUGUCCUACCUACCUGCAUUGCAGCCCGUGUCACCUCUGAAACUGUCUUUAUCGACGUUGGCAUUGUGCGAGUCGGCACAAGAAUCACGAUUAUCUAGAGUGAUAUAUGGUGCUCUCAGAGCUCAAGGGCCAGGACAGAAACCUACUUGUGUUGAGGACCGUGACUGGACGCAUUUCCAGGAUCCCUUUAUCGACCCUGCUUCCAUUCCAAGAACCAUAUCGUUCUUACCUACCAGCGAAAUGGCUCUCCGCGUCUCAUCACGCCCUGAUAUUGCCAUUGCGUCUCCGUCAAUUUCUGAGGUCCUGUCCAGACAGUCCUCGCCCAGCUCACAGCCGCUAAAUCAACUACAGGCACCACAUGACGAGUCGCCCGCGUUUGACGGGCUUUUUGAAUCUGGCAGAACGUCUCCUUCUCAGAAACAGGCUCUAAUUACCGAUUUCUUCCCUCCGGCAGUCCGAACAGGUGCAGUUUCAUCCGCCAAGCUUUCGUGUCACGUUCAGUAUGGAGAAGCGCCGCCAUCGUCGAUGAUCAUCCGAGAUUUGCACAGGCGGAUUGACCAGUUCCCCGCGCUGAAAUCGCUCUCCGACACAGACUGUCCUGGCGGAACAAGUCAGGCCAAUACCAGGCCAGGCGCCCCUAUUCGACUCGACCCCGAGUCGAAGACAAUGACGACACCUGCCGAUUUGUCACAGAGUCCUCGUUCGAGUCCGUUAGUUUCCUUUGACGAAACGAAAGGCGAAGUUCCUCUUCAACCCGAGUAUGGACCUGGUCCAACGAUACGCACUGAGUCUAGGACACAAUUUACCGAGCUCCCGAUCGGAUCGAACAUAACGGUCCAAUUGCCCGGUUCUGCAGAAUUAUCAAAUUCACAUCGGAACGGCAGCCCGCGGCGGCCUUCUCGUAUUCCUACUCGACGCACUCCGACUCCAGCUUCUCGUCGUCCUGUGACUGACCAUGGCCCGCCGCGGCUGAUGAGAAGCUGUCCUGACGGUGAACUUGGCAAUGCGACCCCCACAUCCUCGCCCUACCGUUCAGGCCCCAGAAGAGAGGUAGUAUUACGGCAUAGAAGCCGACAAGAACUCCGAGAAGUUACCCCAAUGUCCCCGAGCCUUCCAUCCUCUUUACAGUCGCUUCGAAUCUCGCCUGGCAACGAGCAAGGUGGCGGGGCAAUGGCAAUGGCCUCAGAGACCCCCCAUCAAUCCCCGGCCAUCUUAUCUGAGGAUGAGCUCAUCGAUGCGGAGCCUGUUCGUGCCGAUUUCUCAGUCCGAUCGGAUGGGGUUGCAGCCUCCCCGUUGGCAGCUCGACUUGCAACGAAACAAUCCACAUCUCAAGUUCUGUUCGAUCAACCGAUAGGGGGUACGCCGGACGGGGUCCAGAGGGUCGAUAUGUUGCAUUCAGAAGUGUCAUCUCGAUGCGAAAUGGAUUCCGUAGAAAGGGGCACCGAGCGCCAAGUCAGAAGGGAUGUCAGCCCUCUCCCAUAUGUUAGGUCUUUCUCCGCCGCCACCACGCCAUUGCCGUCAGUUUUGUCGGGUGGGCACGGAGCUCUGAAGCACGAACGAGGUAAACAACACAUUCUUGACGAUUUGAAACAAUCACACUCGGUGUUGGCCUCUACACGCGAGAAUCAAGCCACGCCGAGGGCCUUGCGCGGGGGAGGAAUACUCGACUCUGAACAGGAGCCGAGAAAAGGAAACUCGGAUGAGAGAAUGGCCAGGACGACCCAAUCGAAUCGUAUCCCUUCCCACAUGUCGGAAGACGGCCUGACAGAGGUUGGGAACCUGCGAGAAGAAGUGCCCAGGGAAACAAGGCACGAGCAGCCGCAACGCUCCAACACAGCGUCACGUCGAUUCCUUGGGAUGUUCGGAAGGGAAUGAGGGUUGCCGAUGUGGAUAACGAAGGAGCGGGAAGAAAGUGAGGAGGUUGGUUCUUUCGUUUAUAGCAUGGCCUGUCUUCCCACUCGGGAGAUGGACGUUGUAUGUAGUUUGGCAGAUGAUGAAUGAUCCUCCCACCAUGGUUGUUUGCCCUGACUGAUACUCUAGAAUAACCUAUAAUGAUACUUACUACUUUGUACAUUAUUAUACUUCCGC
Sodiomyces alkalinus F11 is the source of this 2296-nucleotide messenger RNA. RefSeq lists its product as hypothetical. The record is from RefSeq and is a predicted model, not a curated record. NCBI's taxonomy places the organism in Eukaryota, Fungi, Ascomycota, Sordariomycetes, Glomerellales, Plectosphaerellaceae. The transcript has a single exon. The coding region runs from base 113 to 2083 and encodes 656 amino acids.